AUGAACUAUCACACUUACAACAAAACCAACGAUUUCAACGAUAAUUGCAUUAAUUCAAAGCUACUCGAUAAUGAAUACCUUUUAACAUAUGUCGCCGUUCGAUACUGUCUGCCAACGACCUACGUCCUAUCAACAAUCCUCUCCACGUCUGGUAACUUAUUUUGGAUCAUUUUUCUGUUGAAAUCACAGAAGUGUAGCAAAUCGUCCAACCUUUUAUUGAUCAUGAACCUCGCAGUUUGUGACUUCAUCAAAUCAGUGGUGGUUGGACCUUUGAGAGCCUUCGAACUUCUCCUGAUGAAGUUUCACGAUUAUGAAAACAUUGAAAUCAACUGCUGCAGGUUUUUAAACUUCAUCUCGUUAUAUUUAACGCUCGUUGGCUUCCACAGUGUGCUGGCCAUCAGUCAGGAGAGGUUGGUUUUGAUUUGUUACCCCUUCCUAGCUCGAAAGUGGUGCAGCCGAAAUGUGACUUUGAUGGUGAUAUCAUUCAUAUGGACGAGUUCCUUCGUAGUUUCACUUCCAUUCUCCUUAUUAUAUUCAAGAACAAAAACAAUUAUUCCCGCUUGCGAUAAAGUCUUUAUUAUAUGUUCCAUAAUAUUUUUCCAUUCCGAUGAGGCUAAGAGUGCGAAGGCUUACAUAUUCGUCAUCACAAUCUUCUACUGCAUCAUCCCGGUUGUAAUUGUUUCCAUAUCUUAUGCGAAAAUUGUUCUCAGCUUGAACAAAACGAUAGAAAGUUUGAGAUGUAACGUUAGUGAUGCUAACAAAAUUUCAGAGAAAACACUUGCAUUAAAAAAAAUAAAUAAACCAAAGUUGUUUGGAAGUUCGGCAUCACCGCACAAGAUAGCCAGCAAGAAAACAGCAGCCGACAAUGAACCUGGCUCUAAAGUUUCCUGCCCUCGUAGAGAAGAAAAUUCACUGCGAACUGCGAACAGCUUGAAAAUAAUGAAAGGACGUCAAACACUUGCACGCAUGAUGAUUGUGGUGGCCGUCUGUUUCAUCAUCUUCCAAGGACCCAUGAUCAUCAUGUACAUGUGUUUGAGUUGUGGCUACAAAAUCGAAAGUAAUGCGGCUUUUACGUUGAUAUUAUUGAAGUGGUUUCAAUUAGUAAGCUCCAUGAUUAAUCCGUUCGUCUAUUCAACCGGUCGAAAUGUUUUUAAAAAGCAUUAG
This is a messenger RNA of Helobdella robusta, 1164 nucleotides long. RefSeq lists its product as hypothetical. Bases 1 to 1164 code for a protein of 387 amino acids. Gene Ontology annotation, cellular component: membrane. Gene Ontology annotation, molecular function: neuropeptide receptor activity. The transcript has a single exon. The record is from RefSeq and is a predicted model, not a curated record. Gene Ontology annotation, biological process: neuropeptide signaling pathway. Lineage: Eukaryota; Metazoa; Annelida; Clitellata; Rhynchobdellida; Glossiphoniidae.